AUGGCUUUGGGCGUCAGCAGUAGGCUUGCAGGAGCCCACUGGGGACUCAGCCCCAAAAUUUCAAUGUGGCUUUACACAGCCAUCGUAAGGCCGAUAGUCACCUACGCCUGCGUGGUCUGGAGCAACAAAACCACACAGAAAACCACAGCAACGAAGCUUAACAGCCUGCAAAGAAUGGCAUGCCUAAUGGUUACUGGUGGCAUGUCUACCACACCUGGGAUUGCGCUAGAUGCAUUACUGGGCUUGCAACCACUUCACCUGAUGGUGCAGAGGACGGCAAAAACCAGAAUGUACAAGCUCCGAGCCCUUGGUCAAACAAACUGGAUUUCAAAGACACUGCGGUCAAUACUAGAUUCAAUGUCUGACAACCUAGUUCUUGGUAUGCCGCCGGACAUUAUGGCUCCCAUUUUAUCCACGGGCAGGUUAUACACAAUAGAGCUUCCUUCCAGAGAAGAAUGGCUAAAGAACCAACUCACUUGGAAGACUGGUGCACUACACUGGUACACCGAUGGCUCUAAAAAAGGACAUAAAGUAGGAUGUGGUGUCUUCGGAGAGACUCCAAAAUCUUCUUUCAGCACAAGCCUUGGUAUCUAUGCCUCAGUCUUUCAGGCUGAAGUAUUUGCCAUAAUCGAGUGCGCUGGAGAAAACCUUAGAAGAAAAUACACCCGUCAAACGAUAUACAUCCACUCGGACAGCCGUGCGGCAUUACUGGCGCUUACCUCGGUACAUGUCAGUUCCAGGCUGGUAUCAGAUUGUGUAAAUGUAUUAAACGAACUAGGUAAGAACAACAAAGUAAUUUUGAGAUGGGUGCCAGGUCACGAGGGCAUCGCAGGCAAUGAACGUGCCGAUGAACUCGCGAGGAAAGGGGCUGAGGGCCCACCACAGGGCCCUGAGCCUUUUUGUGGAGUGCCGUACAGUCUUGCUCUGCAGACACUGAAACACCUCUCAAUAAAGGAAUCCUUAACCAUCUGGCACGAUACUCCAGGGUUAAGACACUCAAAGGCUCUCAUAAAACCUUUUGUCAAUAAAUCUGCCAGUGAGGCUUUAGCCCUUAGUAGAAACAAUUUGUGCAUAAUGGUCCGGUUAUUGACGGGACAUUGCAGGCUCAAUAAGCACUUAACGAACAUAAAGGUUACCGACGACAAAAUCUGCAGGAUAUGCCAGGAUGAUGAAGAAACACCGGAGCACAUUCUUUGCAGCUGCGGUCCUCUCAUGCACAAACGAUUUAAUAUUCUGGGACAGCACUUCCUGCACCCGGAAGAUAUUAAGGCACUCACUGCCAAACAACUGAUCAGCUUCAUAGAAUCGACGGGUCUAAGCAGUGAACUAUAG
Molecule: messenger RNA, 1332 nt
Organism: Macadamia integrifolia
Lineage: Eukaryota; Viridiplantae; Streptophyta; Magnoliopsida; Proteales; Proteaceae
Exons: 1
Coding region: 1-1332 (443 amino acids)
Biological process (GO): DNA replication, removal of RNA primer
Molecular function (GO): RNA-DNA hybrid ribonuclease activity; nucleic acid binding
Source: RefSeq, a predicted model, not a curated record